GAAAAGCCCAAAGAAAUGCUUAUCUAUAAUCCCCUUAUAUAAGCUUUUCUGGAACUUAUAGUUAUGUGAUAACUUUGGUCUUUCACACCAACAUUGAAGCACAUGCAUGCUCGGAGCUACUUCAUGUAAAACAGGUUAAAGAUGCCCUCCCAAGGAAACACAGCUUUUCUGCUUGUAUUAUCUAUUGUGUUCUUGUCAUGGAGAAUUUGUCAUGGAGGGAAGAUUUUGAUUGUUCCUUUAGAGGGAAGCCACUGGGUGAACAUGGACAUUAUGAUCAAAGCCCUCCACUCUCGAGGACACUCUGUUGAUGUGGUACGAACCAAUAAAAGCUGGUACAUCCAGGAUAACUCUCCGCACUACAGGACCAUCACAGUUCCUGUCACUGAAGCGUUUAAUCAUGACUUCAUUAACUCAAUCAUAAAAAAGAUCAUUGAUAUAGAAAGGGGGGAGAGCUCAGUUUGGAGCUUUGCAAGUUUGCAGGCUGAGAUGUUUACUGCCAUGUUUAACAUGCAUCGAAUAAUGUGCAAAUUGGCUACUAACAUGUUUAAAGAUAAAUAUUUAAUGAAUAGUUUAAAGGAGAGUAAGUAUGACCUGGUUCUUACUGACCCAGCAUGGGGUACAGGUAUAAUGUUGGCUCAUGCUCUUAAGCUACCUCUGGUCUAUAAUGUGCGGUGGAUAACUAGCGGAGAGGGACAUAUGGCCAUUGCACCUUCUCCUUUAUCUUAUAUCCCAUUGACAGGUUCAGGACUGUCAGACAAAAUGACUUUUAUACAAAGAGUCAAAAAUCUCCUUUUCUCUGUCAUUUGGCAAGCUCAGGAUGGACUUUUAAUUCACCCUCAAUAUCAAGCUGUUUGUGAUCAGUUCUUUGGCCCAGAAGUCAAAUAUAGUGACUUAUUACAGGGAGCAGAUCUGUGGCUCAUGAGAGUGGACUUUGUUUUUGAGUUCCCUCGACCCACCAUGCCUAAUGUUGUCUAUAUUGGCGGAUUCCAGUGCAAACCAGCAAAACCUCUUCCUGAACACCUGGAGGAGUUUGUACAGAGUUCUGGUGAGCAUGGGGUCAUCCUCAUGUCUCUGGGGACUUUUGUGAGUGAACUUCCUGCUGAUGUAACAAACGUGAUCGCGGCAGCUUUUGCUAAAUUGCCCCAGAAAGUCAUCUGGAGGCAUAAAGGUGACAGACCAGCCACUCUGGGCAACAACACUUUGAUAGUCGACUGGAUUCCACAGAAUGAUCUUUUAGGACAUCCCAAGAUGAAACUAUUUGUAGCUCAUGGAGGAACAAACGGAGUUCAAGAAGCAAUGUAUCACGGAGUCCCAGUUGUGGGUCUACCUGUGUUUUUUGACCAAUUUGACAACCUGCUGCGCCUAAAAGAGAGAGGGGCGGCUACACUUCUUACCAUUAAUACAGUGGAUAAAGACAACAACUUCCUGGAGGCCAUACAGGAAGUCCUGAAUGAGCCCUCCUACAGGAUGAACAUGCAGAGACUCUCCAGGCUGCACAGAGAUCAGCCAAUAACGCCGCUGGAGAACGCCCUCUUCUGGAUAGAGUUUGUCAUGAGACACAAAGGUGCAGCUCACCUGAAAGCAGAGUCCUACAGAAUGCCCUGGUAUUCCUACCACUCUGUAGAUGUAGUUUUGUUCCUGGCUGGAGCUGUGCUACUUGUACUAUCUACUAUUUUCAUUUUCAUCUGGUGUUUGUACACUACAGUGUGUAAACAUAAAGUGAAACGUGACUAAUCACUCAAGGGAUAUACAUUUUUAAAAACCAAUUUAUCAAUAUGAAAAUUGAUUUGGGGAUUAAUAUAACAGAUUAUUAUGAGAUUUGUUUGACUGGCCAUUUAAGCAACAUAUACAUGGUAGUUACUAUUUGCAUGUUAUUUUAUUUUGUUUGAUUAUAUUUAAGUAAGUUUUUGUAUGAACUACAUGGAUGAUGUGACUAUUUUCAUAACCAACACUGAAGUAAAAUACUAGGAAUUAAUGAAACUAUUUUAUUAGUCCCACUGGGAACCCUUUGAAUCUACAGUUGGCCUUUGUCGAAGCGCCAAAGCAGGAGUGCCACUAAUCCCUAAUGUGUUUAGGUAUUAUGAGGUAGCAGGGGCUCAGUUGGGAACAAAGAAAGACCACAGUUGGGGUUAAACCCUGUAUCUUAUCUAAGGUGUCCAUACUUACUGUAGCUAAAUGGAGCUAUAUGAAAAACUAAUCACUGAAAGAGAUUUGACCGGCUCUGAUUGUUCAGGUCUGAUUCAUUCCGGAGAAGCUAAAAUAUGUUUUCUGACUCAUCCAUCACUUCCUGUUUGUUCUGUGUUGUGAGCCAUUUUCAUUUCUACACCUCCAACUACCAGGCGGGGGAUCUUUCUUUUGACAUAACUGAUGUAGAUGUAGAUGUACUUAAGGAGGUAAUUGCAAUCAGCUUCAGGUGUUGCUGCUUUGUGUAGAGUUUGUCAUGAGACACCAAGGUGUAGCUCACCUGAGAACAGAGUCCUACAGAAUGCGCUGGUAUUGCUACCACUGUGUAGAUGUAGCUCUAUCUUUUCUGGCUACUGUUGCAGUGAUUACUUUUCUCCCUCUUGUGUUUGUCAGAUUUGCAUGUCUUGAGAAACGCAUUAAAAGAAAAACAAAUAAGAAAUGACAAUCACUGAACUCUGUCCUGCUCGUUCUACAAAAAAAAUAUUAUACAUAAUUAUGUUGUAACAGAUUUUUUUUGUAUUAACUGAAAUGGUAUUCAUUGCAUUUGCAUAAAAUGAAAAUACAACAUAAAACAGGUAUACCCAUGUUCACUGGCUAAUGGUCCCAUUCACAGGAACAGCAAUGAUGGUUUGGAUGCAUAUGCGAGCCUUCACUGACUAACAGGAAUUUGUAAUACUAAUUCUUACCAUGUAGAAUAAAGAUUGGUUGUGUAA
Messenger RNA from Perca fluviatilis (European perch), 2897 nucleotides. RefSeq names its product UDP-glucuronosyltransferase 2B4-like. Lineage: Eukaryota; Metazoa; Chordata; Actinopteri; Perciformes; Percidae. The record is from RefSeq and is a predicted model, not a curated record. The transcript has 2 exons. Bases 142 to 1734 code for a protein of 530 amino acids. Gene Ontology annotation, molecular function: UDP-glycosyltransferase activity.